Pyrenophora tritici-repentis Pt-1C-BFP is the source of this 1356-nucleotide messenger RNA. NCBI's taxonomy places the organism in Eukaryota, Fungi, Ascomycota, Dothideomycetes, Pleosporales, Pleosporaceae. The record is from RefSeq and is a predicted model, not a curated record.
AUGGCUCCCUUUCAUAACAACAAGCUAAACAUGGUCGGUCUCUUCGACGAAGGCGAUCCUACAGCCCCCCCGCCGUCACAACAAGCAAGUAUGUCCAUCUACGGAUCCACGGCCAAGUUCGGGAAUCGCGUCUACAACCAUGGCAUGGACCCGUUUGGCAGUCAUGCAGUUCCUGCAAACUCUGUCCAGAUGGGAACUGGUUCUAACGCUACCGUGAGUCCUGCUCCCACCUAUGAUAGUGACUACGGCGAGAGCGAUCAAGACGACUGUCGCCCAUCCAAGAAGCCCAAGAUCAACAAGGACGGCGCGCCCCGCAAGCCACGCCAGCCCCGUCCGAAACUACUCAAGUGGACUGAUGAUGACUGGAAGAACGCCCUUCUCGGCAUCAUCUGGGCCUGUGGCGAGAAUGGUAUGCAGAUACCGUUCGAUCAAGCUGCCCAGAUUGUUGGAGAGAACUGCUCUGCGGGUGCACUCCAACAAGCUGUCUUGAAGCUACGCAGCAAACAGAUCGACGAUGGUCAUCAGAUCCCGGUGCUGAAGAUGGCUUGGACUCGCAAAAACAAAAACUCUUCUCUGUCGUCGUCUGGUGCUAACGACACGACUCAGCAGAUGAACCCAUUCGCGAACUCCGUCAAGAAACCGACUAAGAUGCAGGGUAUCCAAUCCCUCAUUGUCACCCUCAAGUGCGCGUACCCUGAGACUAACAGGGCGCCUGUAGUACGUGAUUCUCGCAAGAAGAAGUCUAUGGCCGUGGUUCAUGCGGAACAUGCCUUGCCCUCUUCGAUGCCAUCCAAGGUUUCUGCACAGCCCUCGGACGGGUUCCCCGCGUACACGACUGCCACAACCCCUUUGGAUGGCCGUGCCGGAGACGAGAAGCACCUUGGUGGAUAUAGCCCCGGAGUGUUCGAGUACACUAACACCCUGAAGAUGGACGACACUGACACCACCCCUCUUCUGGGCGAGCCGUGGAUCCCCGAGCAUGACCAGGGCUACCUUCAAGAAGAUCCAGAGGGCAUUGACACGCUCACCGCCGUCGAUUCGCAAGAAUGGCACCCUGCUGUCGAGUAUCAGACCGUCGGUUGUGUCGGUGCGUCUCUCCCCGACAUGUCCAACGCGGGCUUUGCUUACGAUGCCUUCUAUAGACAGGGUCAAGAAUUUCUUCAGGGCCAUCCGCAACAAGCUCCGUCGCUUCCACCGCAACUAGACUUCGGCAACUACCUUGACUUCUCCAUGUACGACAACGACGACUACGCCAACAACAACGUUGUCAACGACGAGUAUGCUCAGGGUAACCUUGCCGACCUCUUCAAGUUCCAGCCCUCCGACUUUGAGUACGGCACCCACUACUCUGGCUAG